Messenger RNA from Dendrobium catenatum, 1322 nucleotides. RefSeq names its product putative septum site-determining protein minD homolog, chloroplastic. Gene Ontology annotation, biological process: negative regulation of cell division. Lineage: Eukaryota; Viridiplantae; Streptophyta; Magnoliopsida; Asparagales; Orchidaceae. Gene Ontology annotation, molecular function: ATP binding; ATP hydrolysis activity. The record is from RefSeq and is a predicted model, not a curated record. The coding region runs from base 125 to 1129 and encodes 334 amino acids. Gene Ontology annotation, cellular component: cytoplasmic side of plasma membrane; cytosol. The transcript is spliced from 2 exons.
CCAAAGAGCCCCGUAGUGCGACAAUCAUAAUAAGCUCAUUGAUUAAUUACUCGCGCUCGAUUACAGUCCCAGAAUGGCGAUGUGUUAGCUGAUCACAUCUACGAGAAAACCCUAGUAGGCGGCAAUGGCUUGGCGCCUCCCGACGAACUCAUUUCUAUCUGCUUCAUCCUUCGUCCACGUCUCUCCAAGUUCACAUUCUUUACCCAUAGCUUCAUCGCCGACCAAAACACUAUCGACUGCCUCCUUUUCCCGCCGCCGCCCAAACAUUACUCGUGCCGUUCUCCAGUGGAACCGCAAGCCCCAGCUCGCCGGUGAGACCCCACGCGUGGUCGUCAUCACAUCCGGUAAGGGCGGCGUCGGCAAGACCACCACCACCGCCAACAUCGGCCUCUCGCUUGCCCGUCUCGGCUUCUCUGUUGUGGCUAUUGACGCGGACGUCGGCCUGCGCAACCUCGACCUUCUCCUCGGACUUGAAAACCGCGUCAACUACACUGCCGUCGAGGUCAUCAACGGUGACUGCCGCCUGGACCAGGCUCUCGUCCGCGACAAGCGCUGGCCCUCCUUUGAGCUUCUUUGCAUCUCCAAACCGCGGUCCAAACUCCCCCUCUCCUUCGGCUCCAAGGCCAUCACCUGGCUGGUGGACGCCCUCCGCUCCCGCACUGCCGGACACCCGGACUUCGUACUAAUUGACUGUCCUGCUGGCAUCGACGCCGGUUUCAUCACUGCAAUUGCCCCUGCCGACGAAGCUGUCCUCGUCACAACUCCCGACAUCACCGCCCUCCGUGACGCCGAUCGGGUCACCGGCCUCCUUGAGUGCGAUGGAAUCAGGGACAUUAAGAUGAUCGUUAACCGCGUCAGGACUGACCUCAUUCGCGGCGAAGACAUGAUGUCAGUGCUCGACGUGCAGGAAAUGCUCGGUCUUCCGUUGCUCGGGGUUAUACCGGAGGAUGCCGAGGUGAUUAAGAGUACCAAUAGAGGGUUUCCCCUGGUGUUGAACAAGCCACCGGCAUUGGCAGGUCUGGCAUUCGAGCAGGCAGCCUGGAGGCUCGUGGAGCAGGACAGCAUGACGGCUGUAAUGGUAGAGGAGGAGCCUAAGAAGCGUGGUUUCUUCUCCUUCUUUGGAGGAUGAAAGGUGACGGCUCGCUGUCUUCAAUGCGGUUUAUAAAUUUCUGCUGCUUUUGAGAGCAAUCACAUGAGCAUUGAAUAUGGGCUUUGUCUUCCUAUAACUUGUGAGGACAUCGUCAGAGAUUUCAACACGUGUACCAUCGGAGACACCGGAGAUCGACGGCUACGAUCAGGAGCUUAUAUUUUUUUUGAGUCAU